AGUGGAGGUCGGAAUUGCACUAUAUAUAAAUUAGUUACAGGAUAUUAAAAAAUAAAUAUAAAUAAUGGAAUGUUAUUCAACAAUGCUCCGCAGACACGUACCAGUUCUACAUUACUAGUGGACGCGAAGACCAUGCUGAAGCGAAGCGGAAAUACGCAGAAAAAAACCAAAAGUCGUGUCUGCGCGGAGAGUCUUCAGAAUAUUACAGAGAUUCACCCACCUCGGAAGCAGAAUCUCAUUGCUGAGGUGCAGACCAAGUGUUUCAAGUUCUGCAUGGUUCGUUGGUUGUCAGUGGGCAAUGUUCUUCAGUGGUUUCAACUUCAUUGGAUGCCAGUUCAGGAAUACUUAACAAGCAGCUUCAGGGCUUUUCGACGUAGCUCUUGGGGCGGCGUGGGAAGCUUCAUAGCCUGAUCGAAGCCCUCUACAGCAUGUCGGAGAUGGAAGAACUAGAUUUGAUCAGAAACCUCAACAAGAGUCCUCAUCCUAGAAUGGACUUAGUCGGUCGGCAAUCGAGACACAAAAUGCUUUAGAGAAAGACUCUAGUGAAUUGCUUCUACUGGCCCUCUCACAUCAACUCCCACAAACGGAUAUCCACGAACUAGUUCAAACGCUGCAGAAGUUCAAUGUAACGCUUCGUAAUUCGUGGUCUGAAGAUAAGAUUUACCACAUCGACGCUGUUUUCUUAGAUCUAAAGCAUGCCUACCGAUUGAAACCAGUUUUCAAGCGUGUUGUGGAUUCAAUGACCGACCACAAUGUUUCAUUCGAAGAAGGAUGGAGGCCAGUUCGUCGCAGCUUUUCAAGCUUGAAGGUUAUCUGUGAAGGCUUCUGCGAGGGCUUUUCGAAGUACUGCAACUGUCAAAAUCUAUAUAGCACAAACAUUUCUUUUGUUUAAACAACAACAAGAAAAAAAAUAAUCCUUCUUCUUUGCACAUGUAUAGAUUAACUUUUGUGAAAAUAUCAUACAUACUCCUUGGAAUUUGCAAUAAUAUGAAGAAUACCCCUAUAUUCUUGAUAAUAGCAAA
Molecule: messenger RNA, 1022 nt
Organism: Physcomitrium patens
Lineage: Eukaryota; Viridiplantae; Streptophyta; Bryopsida; Funariales; Funariaceae
Source: RefSeq, a predicted model, not a curated record